Blastocystis hominis is the source of this 1018-nucleotide messenger RNA. RefSeq lists its product as hypothetical. The transcript is spliced from 3 exons. The record is from RefSeq and is a predicted model, not a curated record. NCBI's taxonomy places the organism in Eukaryota, Bigyra, Opalinata, Blastocystidae. Bases 1 to 999 code for a protein of 332 amino acids.
AUGGGUGAGGACAAUCACGAGAAAGUAAAGAUAAUUGAUGAGGACAAUCACGAGAACGAAAAGACAAUUAAUGAGGACAAUCACGAGAACGAAAAGACAAUUGAUGAGGACAAUCACGAGAACGAAAAGAUAAUCGAUGAGGACAAUCACGAGAACGAAAAGAUAAUCGAUGAGGACAAUCACGAGAACGAAAAGAUAAUCGAUGAGGACAAUCACGAGAACGAAAAGACAAUUGAUGAGGACAAUCACGAGAACGAAAAGACAAUCGAUGAGGACAAUCACGAGAACGAAAAGACAAUUAAUGAGGACAAUCACGAGAACGAAAAGACAAUCGAUGAGGACAAUCACGAGAACGAAAAGACAAUCGAUGAGGACAAUCACGAGAACGAAAAGACAAUUAAUGAGGACAAUCACGAGAACGAAAAGAUAAUCGAUGAGGACAAUCACGAGAACGAAAAGACAAUCGAUGAGGACAAUCACGAGAACGAAAAGACAAUCGAUGAGGACAAGAAUUGUCAACUAAUUGUGAGAUUCGAGUUAUACCCCAAACUUACAUUACUGAAGCAAGCAGAUAAAUCUAAAUCGUCAGACCAUGAAUCUAAUUCCGCUGCAGAGGAAGUGGAGGCUCCAGAUUUCUCUCCCAAACCUGCUCAAACAUCAGUUAAAACAAUUUCGAUUAUCCCAUCCUUUCUCAAUUGUAAAAAUGAUAAUGAUAAGUCCCCCAAAAAAAAGAGCGAUCGGCUUUACCUUCGAUAUUCAAAGCACACUCCAUUUCUUAAAUAUAUGAAGUUGAUUAGAGAUCUAGAUGUACAUCAAGCACUUCCUCUUGUUCAAAAUGAUAUUGUCUUUUUGGAUGGAAACAUUGCAAUAACCAAAAAGGCUGAUUCUGAUGAAAAAAAAGAGAAGAAGUACUUUAUUAUUUGUACUGAUGAUACAAUUGAAAGAGUGUCUUCAUCAAGAUUGAUAGAAGCAUAUCGUCCUAAAGAUAAGAAUCUCUAGGUAAUUUGCUCGAAAUGAC